Balaenoptera acutorostrata (minke whale) is the source of this 679-nucleotide messenger RNA. It is a transcript of the gene PFDN6, whose product is annotated as prefoldin subunit 6. Gene Ontology annotation, cellular component: prefoldin complex; cytoplasm. Gene Ontology annotation, biological process: protein folding; chaperone-mediated protein complex assembly. The record is from RefSeq and is a predicted model, not a curated record. Bases 191 to 580 code for a protein of 129 amino acids. Lineage: Eukaryota; Metazoa; Chordata; Mammalia; Artiodactyla; Balaenopteridae. Gene Ontology annotation, molecular function: protein-folding chaperone binding. The transcript has 5 exons.
ACAUGUUAGAACUACAUUUCCCGGCAUGCGUCAGACGAAAGCUUCCGGCGCUGUCUUUUCCCGGCAUUCGUUGUUUACUUCCGGGUUUACCAAUAUUGAAGGGAGAACGCCAGAAAAGGGAGCUCGGGUACCUUCCAGCGUGUGAGACCCAGCGCCCCACUCCCGCUCCCCGCAGGCUUUCGUCCCCGCCAUGGCUGAGCUAAUCCAGAAGAAGCUACAGGGAGAAGUGGAGAAAUAUCAACAGCUACAGAAGGACUUAAGUAAAUCCAUGUCAGGGAGGCAGAAACUAGAGGCACAACUAACAGAAAAUAAUAUCGUGAAAGAGGAAUUGGCCCUGCUGGAUGGAUCCAAUAUGGUCUUUAAACUUCUGGGUCCCGUGCUCGUCAAACAGGAGCUGGGGGAAGCUCGGGCCACAGUGGGGAAAAGGCUGGACUACAUCACGGCUGAGAUUAAGCGAUACGAAUCCCAGCUCCGGGACCUAGAGCGACAGUCAGAGCAACAGAGAGAGACUCUUGCUCAGCUGCAGCAGGAGUUCCAGCGGGCCCAGGCAGCAAAAGCGGGGGCUCCUGGGAAGGUCUGAACCUGUCCUGGCGGGGGUUGGGGGGAGGGGAGGAAAUGAGGCAGCUCUAGGGUCUAUACUGUAGCUAAUAAAAUGUGAAAAUACCUGGCCUUUUUCUGA